AUGGACAGUCGACAAGAUGGCACCGAGAGCGCCAGCUCAUGGUUGCCCAACAGCCUCCGCAAAUCGACCGAUUCGAAAGACCAAGAACCUGACGAGACAACUUCUCUUCUCCCAAAGCCUCAAGAUGAGCCAACGAUUGGAGAAGUCGAUGACUUCGAUUUCGAAGGCAAGAGCAGAACCCAACUUGUCAUUCAUGAGUUUUGGGUUCUGCUGAAUGGUUCAAUCCCUGUCUUCCUCGCAUACAUGCUGCAGAACUCUCUACAGACUAUUUCGGUCCUCGUCGUUGGACGAUUGAGCCCUGAAGCUCUGGCAGCUGCUGCUUUCUCCUAUAUGUUUGCCAUGGCGUCAGGUUGGCUCAUUGCACUGGGAGGUACAACAGCCAUCGACACCCUUGCGUCUGCGAGUUUCACUGGAAGCAAAGACAAGCAUGAUCUGGGCAUCAUUCUCCAGAGAGCAUUGUUCGUCCUUGGUCUGUUGUACAUUCCAGUCGCCAUUCUCUGGUUGUGCUCAAAACCUGUCUUCAUGGCCCUUGGCCAAGACGAGCGCCUGUCUGAAGACAGCAGCAGGUUCCUUAGUGUACUUGCACUUGGUGGACUCGGAUAUAUCUAUUUCGAGUGUCUGAAAAAGUUUUUGCAAGCUCAAGGCAUAAUGAGACCAGGCACGUAUGUGCUUCUCAUCACCUCGCCGGUAAACGCAGGCCUGAACUACCUCUUUGUGUAUACUUGCAAGAUGGGUCUCCUUGGAGCACCUCUAGCCACAAGCAUAUCAUACUGGUUGUCUUUCUUGCUUCUGCUGGCCUAUGCACGCUUCGUUGCGGGCUGGGAUUGCUGGGGUGGAUGGUCGAAAAAAGCAUUCCAGAACAUGGGCACGUUCACAAAACUUGCACUUCUCGGAGUCGUCCACGUAGGAACCGAGUGGUGGGCUUUCGAGAUUGUGGCUCUCGCUGCAGGCAAGCUUGGAACAAUUCCCCUGGCUGCACAAUCCGUCAUCAUGACCACCGAUCAAGUUCUCAACACUAUCCCAUUCGGCGUUGGAGUUGCGACAUCAGCGCGUGUAGGCAACUUGCUGGGAGGCAGAGACGCCAAAGGUGCAGCCCGAUCUGCCAACGUUGCUGCCUGGCUGUCAAUGAUCCUCGGAGCACUCGUCCUUGCCCUUUUGAUGUCGGUCAAGAACUUCUACGCAAAGAUCUUCAAUGACGAUCAGGAUGUUAUCAAUAUGACUGCAGAAGUCAUGCCUUGGGUCGCUCUGUUCCAGAUCGCUGAUGGACUGAACGGCUCUUGCGGUGGAUCACUUCGUGGUAUGGGACGACAGCAUGUAGGUGCUCUCGUCAACAUGAUCAGUUACUACGCUGGCGCUCUGCCUCUGGGAAUCUGGCUUGCUUUCCAUGGCUGGGGUCUGGCUGGUCUGUGGAUUGGCCAAUGUAUCGCGCUAUACCUCGUCGGUUUCGGCGAGUGGGCGAUCGUUGCUUGGAGUGAUUGGAACCAUCAAGUUCGCAAGGCCUUUGAGAGAAUGGAGCAUGAAGAACAAGUGGAGUCUGGUUUGGCCGACAAUGUCGAUGGCUAUCAAGGAGAGGAGAGCCGAUAA
Molecule: messenger RNA, 1584 nt
Organism: Aureobasidium namibiae CBS 147.97
Lineage: Eukaryota; Fungi; Ascomycota; Dothideomycetes; Dothideales; Saccotheciaceae
Product: mate family transporter
Exons: 2
Coding region: 1-1584 (527 amino acids)
Biological process (GO): xenobiotic detoxification by transmembrane export across the plasma membrane
Cellular component (GO): membrane
Molecular function (GO): antiporter activity; xenobiotic transmembrane transporter activity
Source: RefSeq, a predicted model, not a curated record